CAUGGCUGCAACAAGUAGUUCUGAAAAUGAAAUACGAUCUUGGUUAAAGUUUGCGUUAAAAGAUGAAAAUUUAAAGGAUAUUUCAGUUAAAAUACAAGGAAAUUCUGAAAAAGGAGACGGUUAUAUGGGUGAUAUAGUUUUUGUGUCAGCUGAAGGAAUUACGGACAAUCAGGCGUCAAAAAAGUAUGAUCUUGUUUUAAAAUGCAGUAAGAAGAGUAAGGCUUUCCGUGAAACAUCGCCAGUGAAGGAAGCCUUCUUUAACGAAAUAUUCAUGUACCAAGAAGUAUUUCCAUAUUUUAUUCAAUACCAAAAAGAAAAAGGGAUUGCAGCUCCAUUCAAUAGUGUGCCAAAGUGUUAUGGCUUUUUUACAAGAGAAAAUAUGGAAGUUAUUGUUUUGGAAAAUUUGAAAAGUGGCGGCUACGAAUUGUGGCCGAAGAAGCAACCUUUGUCACGAAAGCACAUCGAUUUAGUGGUUACAGAGUAUGGUAAAUAUCAUGCGACGUCUUUGGCUCUACAACAUCAACGACCAACUGAGUUUCACAAAUUUGUCGACAGUAUAAGCGAUAUUAUGGAAAUAUUUGCAAAGACAAGUGACAUACAAAACCUUUUUGCAACACCUAUAGAUGAGUCGUAUGAUUUGUUAAAAGAUGAUUUGGAUGACAGCAUUUUGGUACGGUGGAAGGAGUUCAAAACUCAGAUUAAAAGUAUUUUUGAAGAUUUGGUUAAAGAGUCAGCAGGAAUUAGGGUAAUUUUGCAUGGCGAUUGUUGGAACAACAAUUUUAUGUUUUUGCAUAGGCCAGGAGAAGACAAAAUUCCUUUGAAAGUUGCGUUUUUGGACUGGCAAGUGUUUCGAUAUGCUUCUCCUAUUGUAGAUUUGUCAUACUUUUUAUUUGCUUGUAUUUCCAAAGAUGAUUUAGAAAACUUGGACGAUAUUUUGGUGACGUAUCAUACAUCUUUUGUAAAUCAGUUGAUUCAGUUGGGCAUAGAAAAUCCAGAUAUGUUAUAUCCUUUAAAUCAGUUUUUGAAUGAAUGGAAUGAUUGUUGUAAAUAUGGCAUUUUGAUGGCACCUUUGAUAAUGAAAAUUGUGUCGACAGAUAAAGAUGAAGUUUUGGAUGUCGUUCAAGUCGCUGAAAGUGGAAAAGAUUUUACCCAUUCUUUUUUAAAUGAAACUAAAGACAAGGAGAAUUAUAAACGGAGAAUUCGACCAAUUGUGGAAUAUGCUGCUAGACAUAAUUUAAUAUGAUUUCUGUCUGUUUCGUUCAACAAUAAAAAAUGCUACGCA
Messenger RNA from Zophobas morio, 1282 nucleotides. RefSeq lists its product as uncharacterized. The record is from RefSeq and is a predicted model, not a curated record. NCBI's taxonomy places the organism in Eukaryota, Metazoa, Arthropoda, Insecta, Coleoptera, Tenebrionidae. The transcript is spliced from 2 exons. The coding region runs from base 2 to 1243 and encodes 413 amino acids.